Molecule: messenger RNA, 1290 nt
Organism: Oryza sativa Japonica Group (Japanese rice)
Lineage: Eukaryota; Viridiplantae; Streptophyta; Magnoliopsida; Poales; Poaceae
Molecular function (GO): protein binding
Source: RefSeq, a predicted model, not a curated record
CCUGCCAGUGUCUGCGGCUUCCACGGACUGAGCUGCCUCGCCCGCCUCCGAGCAGUUGGGGAAGAGAACCGAAGCACAAACCCUAGCGGCGGCGCAGCUCAGCCGGGGUUUGCGGAGGAAGGGGAGGGGCACCGCCCGCGAUGCUCGCGGCGUCGGCUCGGCGGGUGGCGGCCGCCGCCGCCGCGUCGUCCUCCCAUUCCAGGCUCGCCAACCAGCUCGCCCACGCGCUGAAUCCGCAGAGGUGGAUCCAUGACCGGAACAAGAAGGCGAUGGAGUUGGUGGCCAAGGGGUGGAGCGCCCUGCAGGAGGUUGAUCGCGUCAUCGACUACGCCGACCGCAACGACAAGCGCCUGAUCCCACUUCUCAGGGGUGCAAAGGAAAAUUUUGAGCUGGCUCUGGAGAUCGACAAUAUGAACACUCAUGCGAGAUUAUGGCUUGCCAAGAUGCAUUUCAAGUAUCAUGUUCCUGGAGCUUGUAAGGCCAUUGGUGCUGCUCUGUUGGUUGAAGCUGCAAACAUGGGUGAUCCAGAUGCACAGUAUGAACUUGGAUGCCAUUUGAGAAUUGAGAAUGACUACGUUCACUCUGACCAACAGGCUUUUUAUUACAUUGAGAAAGCUGUUGACCAGUUGCACCCUGGUGCUUUGUAUCUUCUAGGUGCUGUAUAUUUAACUGGAGACUGUGUUAAGAGGGAUAUAGCUUCAGCAAUGUGGUGUUUCCACAGAGCAUCAGAAAAGGGACACUCUGGAGCUGCAAUUGCAUAUGGAUCACUUCUAUUAAAAGGUGCUGAAGUGCCUGAGGUUAUUACCAGGUUCAACUCAGGUAAGAGUCCAUCAACUGGAAAGAUGCGAAAAAGGCCCAUACAGCAGGAUCCAGUGAAGCUAGCAAAGGAGCAGUUUCAAAUUGCAGCUGAAGCUGGAUGUGAUCUCGGUUUGCGAUGGCUGAAGAGGCUUGGGGAUUAUGAAAAGCAGCAAGAACAACCAAAGCAAAUCCAGCAAUGACCACCUUCGAAAUGAUUUGCUUCACUUCGGCAUUGCUCUAUGUUGACAUGCGUUUGUCAUACACACUAUACAGGUAGAACGUCAGAUUCUCAACUGUAAUCAUGUAAUUGAAUCCAAGCACUAUGUAAAUUUUGAUAUCUGGCCCAACUCCUUGAAAAGGUAGACUUGAGUUGAUCCCCUUUCUCUACAAAGGAUUUUUAUCGUACCAGUCCUUAUAGAGUUCGUUACUUUGUUUUUUCACUUUUUCUCCCCAACUGUCUACUGGUAUAACCUGUUACAUGUCCCUUAAUUA